CUGGGCUUUAGGCGGCUCUCAAAGAGCGGAGCGUGGGUUGAUUGUCAAGCGGCAACGGAGAGGAGGGCGGAGAGAGUGGCUCGCGCCUUUGCAGCCCAGAAUGGAACAAUAGAGGCAGGGGCGAGAGCCUGAGCGCUGCUACGAAACAAAGAGCGGCUGAAGACACUUCCACGCCCCGCUCUCCACCCACUCUCCGUCUUCCCUUUCUCACGUCUCUCCGGUUUUGCUCUAACCUGCUGGAAGGGAAGAGGGCAGCCGGGAGCCCCACCGACAUCAAACGAGCCUUUCGAUGCCCAUCCACCCGCGCCAUUCUUCUACAAUUUCCCCAACAGACAAGAGAGACCUUGGGAAAGAUAUGCAUUCGUUCUUCCCCUUCCUUUCUUCUUUCUAAUUCCUCUGCUGCGAACUUGCUUUUGGUUGCCAGAACAGCGGACUUCGGAGAACGGGCGGACAAAAGGCUUUUGUCAACAGCUGCUUUGCAGGCAGCAUCUAAGAAAGUUAAGCAGAUGGGGAGUUUCUCUGGAGAAGCAGGGCGCCGCUUCUGCCGCCCCCGUUCUGCGAUUUCGGCCGAGGGAUGGCCCAGCUCGCCCUAACAUGCGGCCGCGCUGCCCUUCCGGCUCCGCUGCUUCCUACCUGCGUCUCGGUGGGGUUGGGGGUACUUCAUCCCCCUGCCGCCUCCCCCGUGGUCUCUACAGGGUUAGAGACUCAGCGACGAGCUUCUGCGCCGAGUCUGUGCUCGAUCUCCGAGGAAAACAAAACUGCAUUAUGUGGAUCUCACUCCUGGCUUUCCUAACGGUCGGGCUCCUCUCGCUGCAGAAAUGCCAGCGGCAUCCCGGCCCGGUCCUGGGAAUGAGUCGCCUGCUGGCGGUGAUUGUACCAGGCUCCGGGCAGCGCUCAGACAGCAGAUGUGUCAUAUCAAAUGCAGCAACAUGUACUGCCUGUCUUGCAGUGGGUCCUGAAUGUGGUUGGUGUGUUGAAGAGGAUUUUAUGGCCGGAACAAAGUUGAAACAAAGAUGUGACAUAGUUUUACAUUUAAUCCAAAGAGGCUGCAAGCCAGAUUUCAUAGAAAGUCCUAAAGUUGAUGUAAUAGUGCCCAACAAUGAGGCUAAUAUUCAAGUUAUACCAGGAGAAGCUUCAGUGCACCUGCGUCCAGGCUCUGAAGCAAGUUUUAUGCUGAAAGUCCGCCCACUGGAAAAAUAUCCUGUUGAUCUUUAUUAUUUGGUUGAUGUAUCUGCUUCUAUGCACAGACAUAUAGAACGAUUAAACUCUGUUGGAUUUGAAUUAUCUCAGAAGAUGGAAAAUAUCUCCAUUGAUUUGCAACUUGGAUUUGGAUCCUAUGUAGAUAAAACAGUGUCACCCUAUAUUAGUAUUCAUCCAAAAAGAAUCCAUAAUCAGUGCAGUGAUUAUGAACUUGAUUGUAUGCCACCGCAUGGUUUUAUUCAUGUUUUAUCGCUGACUGACAAAAUAUCAGAAUUCAGAAGUGUAAUUAAUAAGCAGAAAAUCUCUGGAAAUAUUGAUACACCUGAAGGAGGCUUUGAUGCUGUGCUUCAGGCAGUGGUUUGUCAGAGCCAUAUUGGUUGGCGUAAAGAAGCAAAGCGUCUACUUCUCAUGAUGACUGAUCAGACAUCUCAUUUGGCUCUUGACAGUAAAUUAGCAGGGAUAGUAAUUCCAAAUGAUGGAAAAUGCCAUUUGAAAGAGAAUAUGUAUAUCAAAGCAAACAGUAUGGAGUACCCAUCACUUGGCCAACUUUCUGAAAAGCUCGUAGACAACAAUAUUAACGUAAUAUUUGCAGUCCAAGGAAGCCAAUAUCACUGGUAUAAGGAUCUUUUGCCUCUGCUACCAGGAACUGUUGCAAAACAGAUAGAAUCAGAGACAGCAAAUCUUGGGGAUUUGGUAGUAGAAGCUUACAAGAAGCUGCUUUCUGAAGUGAAAAUUCAGGUUGAUAACACCCUCAAAGAUAUACACGUCAAAGUUACUGCAAUCUGUCCCGAUGGAAGUAGAAAAAUGGGUUCAGAGGGAUGCAAGAAUGUGAAAUCCUCAACUGAAGUAUUCUUUAAUAUUUCUAUUGCCAUGAAAGAAUGUGGUACAAUUGGCAGAAGAAACCACAUGAUGAUAAAACCCCUUGGUUUCAAUGAAUCCUCUAGAAUUAACAUCCACAAAAGAUGUGCGUGUCAAUGUGAGGACAGUGCAAAACACAAAAAAAUCUGCAUCAAUGAAACCCCUCAUGAGGAUGAAGUAUCUCCCUGCAAAGAUGGAAUCUGUGGUUCUAGUGAAAAAUUAUCUUCGGAGCAAUGUAAGAAGCAACAGGAUCAUCAUCUUUGCAGUGGACAAGGAGAAUGUGUACACGGGAAAUGCGUUUGCUAUAAAAACAAAUACGGUACAAUAUAUGGUAAAUACUGUGAAAAAGAUGAUUUUUCCUGCCCAUAUUACCUUGGAAACCUAUGUGCUGGCAAUGGAGAAUGUGAAGCUGGCAAAUGCAAGUGUUUUAGGGGCUGGGAAGGUGACCGUUGUCAGUGCGCCUUAUCUUUGCAGAAACACUGCAUGAACCCAAAUGGCCAAAUCUGCAGCAAAAGAGGAACUUGUGUGUGUGGGAAGUGCAAGUGUGCUGAUCCGAACAGCUUAGGUCGUUUGUGUGAAUUUUGUCCUUCUUGUAGAAAAGUUUGCAGUGACAUGCGCAAUUGUGAAUCCUGCCGACACUUCAACUCUUCACAUAACACACUUGGCCAAUGCAAAACCACUUGCAAUUAUAGAAUGCAUUAUCUUGAAAUAUCAGAAUGCCUUUCUGAUGAUCCAAGUUAUUUCAGAAUAUUUUUCAUUAUAUUUAUAAUAACAUUUUUGAUUGGUUUGCUUAAAGUGUGCAUAAUCCGUCAGAUAAUUGUAUAUUGUGACCAUAGUAGAAUCAAGUCUUCAGCAGGUUACAGAGUGCCUGCAGCCAAAAAGGAUAAGACCUUUUUGCCUACUGUUUGUGCAAAAACAGUAACUUACCGGCGUGACAAGCCUGAAGAAAUAAACAUUGACAGGAGACAAGUAAACGAAGCAUUCAAAUGUAGCUCUUGAAGACAAGAACCUAUUUCUUGAGGACUUUUGUUUUCUUAAAUGUUUUUUAAAAAUAUAUUGUUUAAUGCUGUGGAGUUUUACAAUUUUGAACACUGUAAUUUAAAAAAAACUAACUUGGAGUUCUAGUUGCACACUGCCGGGGUUUCAGAAAGAGCUGCUUGUUCAAAACAAAAACAAAUGUGCAUUAACUACUGUUUAAUGUAAUUAAAAUACUGGUUGCAACUAAGAUGCAUUUGGAUUAGCAGCCAGUUGAAUCCCAUUUGAUAGUGUUAGAAUAACAUUGGCUUAAUGGAAAUGUUCUGGAACUUGGAUUUUAUAUCGAUUUCCAAGGCCAUUCGGUAUUGUAGCACUUUAACAUAAUAUAACUUAUUUAGUUGUGUUAUAGAAUAUUAAUUAAAACAUUUGUGGUAAAAAUGCACUGUUCUCACUUUAGAAAUAGCUAACAUGGAUGAGGAUUAGAAUCACAAAUUCCCAAAUCUCAUUCUAGAAAACUGUAACUGACAGAAAUCAAUAAAUCAGCUACCUAUGGGUCUUCCUAUUCUGAACAUUCAGGACAAAGUGGAAGCAGGAAGAAAACAAAUGAAUUUUAAAAAUUGUUAGAAGGUACAGUUACUCUUUAUUCUUCCAACCUCGACGGGUAGCAAGCCCAGGAUUUUCUAAUUGCACUAGUUUCAAAGAAAGUGAAAAAGUAUGCUUUUUCGCUCAAAAUAUAUGAAAGUAAUUGUCCCAAACAUAUUUUAUAUGGCAGUAAUUGUCAUGGAACAUAUUUCCAUGGCAAUAUUGCUUGCCAAUGUUCAGAAAUGGUUAGAGGAGUCUAUUCUUCGUGACAGCUGAGUGUAUCUUAGAACAGGGGUCUCCAACCUUGGCAACUUUAAGGCUUGUGGACUUCAACCCCCAGAAUUUCUCCGGAAUUGUAGUCCACAAGUCUUAAAGUUGCCAAGGUUGGAGACCUCUGUCUUAGAAGGCAUCACUUGUCUGGGGAAUAUGAUUUUAAAAAAGUAAGAUGGUGGCCUUGACGAUAAAAAGAAGGUUUUUGUCUGCAUCAAGCACCAGUGUGGUCAUCAUCUUUAUGGUUUUGAUUUUUUUACUAUAGUCUGCAAACACCCUGUUUCCAAACGAAGCACAAAUCUUAUGAGUCAGGAAAUUGAUCACUAUAUAAUGUGUAUUUACUUUCUUAUUUGUAUUUAGUUUGCUUCAAAUUGGGAUAGAUAUUUUUUCCUGUAAAAGAUAGGAUUAAAUGUAAUGAAUUUUUAAAAUUAAAAUGUUAUAGUCAAAUACAGCGAAUUCUUCAUUUGUUAUGCAAAAAAAUAUGGUAAAGUGUGUUCAGUUGGAGUAAUUUUUUAUUGCUUUUGUUCAGAAAAAGGAGAGGGGACAAAUUUGCCAGAUCAGAAUAAAUCUAGAUCAUGACUCUGAUGGUAUGAUCCAAAUUAAAGCUACUCAACUAAAAUGAAAAUUAAUAUAUUUAAGCCCCAAAUUUUACCUGGAAGAAGUCCAACUGAAUUUAUUAGACAAGCUUAAUUUUUGGCUAAGCAUAGAGUAUAUAAAGUAAUAUUUAAGACUUAAUCAUACAUGAACUUCCCAUCCUAAUACAAUGUUGAUGGCAUUUCUGUUGGUAUCUUAUACUGAUAGCGAUUUCCAGGCCAAUUUGAAUAUCUGAAAAUGUGCACAUACCCCAUGGAUUAUUUUUAUUUUUUAAUUUUAACAUAACUAGGAAAUUGGGCAUAUGCUCUAUUAAUGCUUAAACUGCACAACUGCAGAACAAAUUCUAUUACUGGAAAAAUGUAUGUGUGGUUUUAGUUGGAUUGUCCUCAAGUCCCUAUUUUGCACGCUAAUGAAAAGGUACUAAGUGUUAAAAUAUUUUGUCUAGUACAAUAUCUAGAAUUUCUGAUCAGGCUUUUCUACAGUUUCCUAUAUAGAUACAACUAAAAUAAACCUAACUGAAAAUGUAUAUUUUAUAGUGUUUCCUGAUGCUUUUGUAUACUGUAUAUUGUUCUGUUUCCUUUGGGACUGUUUCCAAAAAGGUGAAUCAGUCAUGUUUUUGUGGAUUUAGAUUUUACUAUGUAGAUUCUUUCUAGGAAAGAAGUAUGCAGAGGACAAUAUCUUAUCAAAUUAAUAAUUUUAAAAAGUUGAAUUCCUAUUCUGUUUUACUAAAUACUUUGUAGUGUCUGUGACUAAUUCUUGUUUCCAUUUAUUUAUUGAUUUGUCACUUUAGUAUAUUGUGAGAAAGUCUAUUUUUCUAUGAGAGGUAUAAUAGUUUGACAUUAAAUUAAUACUAGAUUAUGCAGUCUCAA
Messenger RNA from Pseudonaja textilis, 5348 nucleotides. RefSeq names its product integrin subunit beta 8 (gene ITGB8). Lineage: Eukaryota; Metazoa; Chordata; Lepidosauria; Squamata; Elapidae. Gene Ontology annotation, molecular function: integrin binding. The record is from RefSeq and is a predicted model, not a curated record. Gene Ontology annotation, cellular component: cell surface; focal adhesion; integrin complex. Gene Ontology annotation, biological process: integrin-mediated signaling pathway; cell-cell adhesion; cell migration.